Molecule: messenger RNA, 1254 nt
Organism: Lytechinus variegatus (green sea urchin)
Lineage: Eukaryota; Metazoa; Echinodermata; Echinoidea; Temnopleuroida; Toxopneustidae
Product: cytochrome c oxidase subunit NDUFA4-like
Exons: 4
Coding region: 98-352 (84 amino acids)
Source: RefSeq, a predicted model, not a curated record
UUAAGGUCGCCAUUUUCAACAAUUUGAGGAGACGACUACGGCAGACUGUCCAAAAUUUCAUAAAUUUUGCUGACAUAAGACAAGUUAAUCUUCCAAAAUGAUGCAAGGUUUAACAUGGACGAGUUUAAAGCACCAUAAAGCGUUGAUUCCGCUGUUUAUAUCAGUAGGAACAGGAGCAGCAUUUGCAGCAUUCUAUGUGGCUAGGUUGGCAUUGAAGAACCCAGAUGCAACGUGGAGGAGAGGCAGCAACCCUUACCCAUGGCAAAACAUAAAACCAAACCAGAAUAUCAAGUUCUACUCGGCAGGCAAGAUUGACUUUCAGAACCUUAAAAAGAAUGGUCCUGAAUUUUGAGUGUACAGAGUGUGGAUUUAUUGUGUAACGAUUAUAUAAUACUUGUGUAUAAUAAUAAUUAAAAAAAGGCAAUGCAGAUACUGUUUUAUUCACUGAACGCUUCAGAUUAAGAAUUCUGCUCAUCUGGAGUGACUGCAAUUUUUGAAUUUAUACAGGUGGUAUUUAAUUCUUAGAUGGAGUACAUUUUCGUUCAGUAUUUUGCCAUUUUGAUACAUAAAUUGAUUUGUAUUCUUGUUAUGAAAUACACAUUUCCUAUUACAUAUAUGAAACCCCAACUUCUUUAAUAUUGCAUUAAGCACACAUUGCUCUGUGGGAUUCCAGGCAUUUUACAAAUAUCUUUUAUCUUUAGUAAUUUUUGUUUUUGAUAUCUAUUCACUUGUCCGAAAUAUGUGUCAAUCUGUUUCAUAUCGAUGCAGUUUAGAAAGAGGAAAAUAGGGCUGUUCUGAAUUAUUGGUCCUAAAGCACAAAUAUGGAAAUAGAGAGGGUACAUGAAUGGGCUGAACUUUACUAAGCACAAACUAUCAGACAGCUCUCAAGGUAAAAUAAUGUUAUUAAAUUUUUUUUUGCUCAUUUUCCUGACUGAGUUAUUAAUAGGAGCUUACAUGUAAUACAACAGCACAAACUUAAAAAAAUAAUUUAUUUCUCUUUUCACACUGCCCUGACUGUGUAUUGAACAUGUUCUGAACCUAGCAGAGCACAAAAUGUGAUAUUAUCUACCUGGCAACAUUUUAAGUGUUUCUGUAUAUUUCUGUUUACAAAUCGAACUUGUUACUCCAAUGAGACCUACAAUAUUGUACACCUGUCUUGCAUAUUUGUAGUAAGCAUUCUCCAGAAAGCAAUAUGCCUUAUGUUUGUAAAGCGAUAGAAAAUUGUUUCAAUAAACAUUUGUUGUAAACAAGAAA